Stylonychia lemnae is the source of this 2934-nucleotide messenger RNA. The record is from the annotation of a GenBank genome assembly. NCBI's taxonomy places the organism in Eukaryota, Ciliophora, Spirotrichea, Sporadotrichida, Oxytrichidae.
AUGGCGAGUGAAGAGAGGAGAAAUAUUCAUGAUCAAUUAAAUGAAUUACUUGAUAGUUAAGAGGGUGAACAAGAGCAUAGAAACUAUGGCGAUUUCGGGGAUUAACUUGAAAAUGAUAAUAAUGAUGAUGGUGCAGAUGUGAGACCUUCAAAGGCUAAUAAAAAAAAGAGAAAGAGGAACAAAAAGAAAAAAAAGUAAGGAGAAGGUCUUGAUAAUUAAUAAGAUGAAGUUAAUAAAGCAACAGGAUAAGGAUAAGAUGAGAUCCUUUUAGAAUCAACUCCUCUUAAGUACAAAUUAGGUGCUAGCUUGUAAGUUUUUUUGAAAUCAUGUGAGUGUGUAGUUAUGAAGACUCUGAUUCAUCAGAGGACGAAGGAUUGGCUGAUUACAAAAUUGGUGGUUAUCAUCCAAUGCAUGUCGGGUAAUAUUUUGAUUUUUAUCUUUGUUAGAGAAAUCCUUAUUGAGAGAUAUGUUAUUAUCUAGAAACUUGGUUGGGGUCAUUUCUCUACAGUGUGGCUUGCUAAAGAUAUUCACUAUAAUACAUAUGUAGCAUUGAAAAUUUAAAGAUCAGCACCACAUUAUUUAGAAGCAGCUUUUGAUGAAGUUGAAAUUCUAGAUUAAGUUUCAUCUUACUGGGUAAAGCCUGAAUGGCUUAACUCGCUUAAAAAAUAUUAUGCUGAUAAUCCAGAAAAAUUGAAGAAUGUUACAGGCAAUGAUUGCUAUGCUGUUUAGCUUUUGAAUUGUCUCAUUCAUCAUGGUCCACAUGGAAAGCAUUUUGUAAUGGUAUUUGAAAUUUUAGGAAUUAAUCUUUUGGAAGUAAUUAAGAGAUAUAAUUACAAAGGUGCUCCAAUGCCCUUAGUUAGAAUUAUGGCAAAGUAGUGCUUGAUGGGUUUAGAUUAUUUGCAUAGAGUUUGCAAAAUUAUUCAUACAGAUCUUAAGCCUGAAAAUGUUAAUCUAUGCUUGACAGAUAAAGAAGUACAAGAAAUAGCUCAGAGGGGACAAUUAACAACAACUAAAAUGUAUCAUCAGCCUGAAGAUAUUAAGCUGCUCUCAUGUGCAGCAAGAUUAGACCCUAAAAGUUUCAGAGGAAGGAAAAAUCACUAAGAGGAUGACAAGUAAAUUCAUGAAAAAUAAAACAAAAGAGCAGAGAAAAAAAAGAGGCAAAAAUAAAGAAAGAAGGAAAAGAAAGGAUUGAUACAAAAGUAGCCUGAUGAGUAAGAGAAAAUUCUAACUCAUAACUAUGAAACUGUGCAAACAGAGGAAGAUUUAAUCACUGCAGAAAGAAACUAAGAAAAUACUUUAUCACCAUCUUAAAAUACACAUAGAAUUGGAAAUGACUCUAAUCAGCCAAAUCAAAAGAAAAACAAAAAAAACAAGAAAAAUCUAACUUUCAACAAUAAAAAUGAAAAUAAUGCAUAAAAGUAAAAUCAAACAAGAACUGAUGAUUCAUAGUCAACUCAAUUGACAAUGUAAACAUCUCAAAAUUAAAAUUAAGUUAAAUCAUCUGGCAAGCCAAACGAGAAGGCAAAGGAUUAGCAAAAUUAUAAUGAAAGCUAGCAAAAGCAAAUAGACUUCUCCUUAAGAAAUUUAAAUGCAAUUUAAAUGAGAUAACUUAAUGAAAUGCUUGAGUAGUAUGUUGAAGUUCCAAGAGCUCACACUUUACCAAAAUUGAAGUAUAUCCCUUCACCUAAAGGAAGUUUAUCCCCAGAAAAUGAAGAGGAAUAUCAAUUUAUAAUGCAGUAACUUUAUAUGGGAGAGAGAUAUACCUAUGAUAGAGUUGAUAUUGAGAGGAAUAAUUAACAAAUGCAAGAGUUUUUAUUUUAUAGAAGAAAAUUUGAAUAAUCAUAGAGAGCUGCAUUAGCUAAUAACUAAGACUAAUUGUAGCAAAAAGCUUAAGCUAGUUUAGGAUAAAAUGGAAUCCCUCUCUUGAACUUAUAAAACUUAGAUCCAAGAUUGAUGCAGCAACAAAUUGAUGAAGAUAAGGCUAAAAAGAGGGGUCCUAAGCUAGAUGAAACAUUAAGACUUAAAAUUUGCGAUCUAGGAAAUGGUUGCUGGACCUAUCAUUAAUUCUCAACAGAGAUCCAAACUAGACAAUAUAGAUCUCCAGAAGUCAUUAUUGGAUCGAAGUAUGGAGCAUCUGCAGAUAUAUGGUCAUUCGCUUGCAUGAUAUUUGAAAUGGCAACUGGUGAUUUCUUAUUUGAACCUAGAAAAGGAAAGACGUAUGGCAAGGAUGAUGAUCAUCUUGCUCAAAUGAUGGAGUUAUUAGGAAGAAUGCCGAGAAAUCUUGCAUUAUCAGGAAAGAAAUAUAAGAAAUUCUUUGACAGGUCCGGGCAUUUAAGAAGAAUUAGAGGAUUGAACUUCUGGCCUUUGAAGAAGGUCUUAGUUGAAAAAUAUAAAUUUAAGGAAAUUGAGGCAUAGUCAUUCGCUGACUUUUUGAUUCCUAUGCUGCACUGGGACCCUGAGAAAAGAGCAUCUGCUAAAACAAUGCUAAAUCAUUCUUGGCUUAAAAUGCCAAAAAUCUAUAACGCCAAAAUGUCUGAUGAAGAAUUCUAGUAAUAUAUCUAAAGACAGUAAAUCUAGAGAGAAUCAAUUGAGGAUCCACUAACUGGCGAGGAAAUGUCAAAACUAGAGGAUACAGAAUAAGAGCUAAAUGCUGGAGAUCUUGAGGAUAAUAAUCGCUCUUUCUUCUCCGAUUUAGAAGAUGAUGCAGCCAACCCAUAUCUAUCAGACGAAGAAGAAAACAAGGAAAUUGAUCCCAAAGAAUAUAGGGAUAUUGCUGAAGGUAAAAACCUAAAUAAUUCAUUUGUUGGACCUUAUCCGGAGAGUUGGGACCAUUUACAUAAUGACAAGGGUCAAAAUCCAUAAUUUAUAUAGUUUAGCGAAAGAAAGGAGCCAACUGUUUUUGACUUAGCCAAGAAAUACGGGUUCAUCAAGUGA